AUGACGGGCGAGGGGCGGCGGCGGCGGCGGCUGCUGUGGGCCGCGCUGCUGCUGCUGGUGGCGGCGGCGGCGGCGGCGGUCGGGCGCGCGGGAGCCAGCCACCUCUUCAGGCGGCAUUGCUCGUAUGAACUGGUCGGCCCCCUCUACGCUUGGAAUCUCGGCUCCUCGUCUCGGUCCAGUAUUUUCCGUGCUGCCACUUUUGGCCGGCUCUAUGGGGCUGGCGGCUGGUCACCUGACCCCAGCGAUAAGCAUCCUUGGCUCCAGAUUGACCUAACCCAAAAGUGCCGCAUCAAUGCCAUUGCCACACAAGGGACCUUCAACUCCUACAAUUGGGUGACGCGCUACAUCGUCUUCUAUGGUGACCAUCCCAAUAACUGGAAGCCUUAUUUCCAGCAGGGGAGCAACUGGACAUUCUUUGGCAACGUGAACGAGAGCGGGGUGGUCCGCCAUAACCUGCACUACCCGAUCUUGGCUCGCUACCUCCGCAUCGUCCCUGUGGCUUGGAAUCCCCGUGGAUCGAUUGGCCUGCGGGUGGGCCUCUACGGCUGCUACUACCAAUCUGAUAUCUUAUACUUCGAUGGCGAUGAUGCGAUUGCCUACAAGUUCCGCCCCAAAACUGUCCGUACAACCCAAGACAUCAUCGCAUUCAACUUCAAAACGAUGGAGCGCGAAGGCAUCUUGAUGUACGGGGAGGGGGUCCAGGGAGACUACAUUAGUGUGGAGCUCCGGCAGGCCCGGCUGGUCCUUAACAUGAGCCUCGGCAACAGCCUUCUCAACACCAGCGGAGGGGAGACGACAAUGACCCUGGGAAGCCUCCUAGAUGACCAGCACUGGCACCAGUUUCGCCUUGACCGCUACAGGCAAUUUGUCAACUUCAGCCUGGACGGGGAAGUUGUGCGGUUCCGUCUCAAUGGGGCGUUUGAGCAGCUGGACCUGGACACUGAGGUCUUCUUUGGAGGGGUCAUUAACCAUAUGAAGCAGCGCCUGGCCUAUCGGCCCAACUUCCGCGGCUGCAUGGAAAACAUCGUCUACAACUUGAUCUACGUGACCCACUUGGCGCUACGCCACAGGCCGAGCAUCCGGGUUGAGGGCCAUGUAGGCAAUUUUUGUCGCGAUAACUUCUUGUUCCCCUUCACCUUUGCCGGGGUCAACAAUUUCCUGCAGGUGGAAGGCUAUCCCCGGCGUAACUCCCUAGUCGUUAGCUUCGGGUUCCGCACCUGGGACGUUGUGGGGCUGCUGCUUUACACGCCCUUCACAGAUGGCUUGGGCUGGCUGGAGAUGGUGCUAAGCGACGGUCAAGUGAAUGUCACCAUUGCUCAGCCCAAAUCCGAAACUAAAGCCAAGAAGCUGGAGUUUGCAGCAGGGUAUCGUCUCAACGAUGGCUUCUGGCAUUCGGUAUCCUUGGUGGUGCGUGAAACCUCCGCUGUCAUCACCAUCGACGACCAGAACGAUGCCAGCUUCCGUGUCGACCGAAACAUUCAGCUGCGCACAGGGAAGCUCUACUUCUUUGGAGGCUGUCCCAAGCCAGCUUCACGGACCGGCUGCCUCUCCAACCAAACUGCUUUCCACGGGUGCAUGCAGAUGGUCAAUGUGGACUCGAAGCUCAUUGAGUUAGAUAUGGUCCGCCAGCAUCGCCAGGGCAAGUACUUUGAGGUGUACUUCAACGUGUGUGGCAUCACAGAUAGGUGUUCUCCCAACAUGUGUGAACAUGGCAGCCGCUGUAUCCAGUCCUGGGAUGACUUCCAAUGCAUUUGUGACUUGACAGGGUACAAGGGGGAGACCUGCCACCAACCUGUUUACAAGGAAACGUGCGAUGCCUAUCGACUCAGCGGCAAAGUGUCUGGCAACUACACCAUCGACCCAGAUGGCAGCGGGCCUCUAAAGCCGUUUGUUGUCUACUGCGACAUUAGGGAGGAUCGGGCCUGGACCACAGUGUGGCACAAUCGCUACUGGGCCACUCGAGUGACCGGCUACAGCCCUGAAAAGCCCUUCCUGGGUAUAGUUGACUACUGGAAUGCCUCCUGGGGAGAGGUGUCUGCCCUGGCCAACGCCUCGGAGUACUGCGAACAGCGCAUAGAGUUCAGUUGUUACCUCUCCCGCCUGCUCAACACCCAGACUGGGAUGCCCCUGAGCUUCUGGAUGGGCCGAAAUUCUGAGCGCCACUACUACUGGGGAGGCUCGCCACCCGGGCUGGGGCGCUGCGCUUGCGGCAUGGACAAGAACUGCGCGGACCCCCGUUUCUACUGCAACUGCGAUGCUGAUCAUGCCAUGUGGCGGACAGAUAAGGGACUGCUCAACUUUGUAGACCACCUCCCAAUUACUCAAGUUGUGGUGACCGACACAAAUCGCACCGGUUCAGCAGCCGAGUUCCUGCUGGGCCCAUUGCGUUGCUAUGGAGACCGCAACUCCUGGAAUACCGUCUCCUUCACCAACGGAACAGCUUUGAUCUUCCCCACUUUCCAGGUCAACUACAGCCUCGACAUCAGCUUCUUCUUCAAGACAUCUGCCCCGACAGGCACUUUUCUGGAGAACGUGGGUCGAAAGAACUAUAUCCGUGUGGAACUCAACACUACCCAGGACCUGGUCUUUGCUUACGACAUCGGAAAUGGGGACGAGAAUUUGACAGUGCACUCAGAGAUGCCCUUUAACGACAACGAGUGGCACGAGGUCAAGGCAGAAAUCAAUGUCAAGGUCGCCCGGCUGCGAGUUGACCAGAUGCCCUGGGUAGUGAGAAUGGCCCCGCCUCAGAGCUUUGUCCAUAUGAACCUCACCAGACCGCUGUAUGUGGGCUCUGCAAUCUACAAUCUGCGCCCCUUCCUGGGCUGCUUGCGGGGCCUGCACAUGAACGGGGAGACGCUGAACUUGGAGGGGAAAGCCAACGAGAGCUUAGGAGUCCUGGUGAACUGCACUGGGCAUUGCCGCCGCCCCCUGGUGCCCUGCCAGAACUAUGGCACCUGCGUGGAACACUACAACCACUACACCUGCAACUGCUCCGUCUCUGCCUACGAAGGCCCUUUCUGCAACCAAGAUAUUGGUGCCUACUUUGAGCAAGGAACCUGGGUGCGCUACGACAUCAUGACGUUGCCCCUGUUUGCGGUGCGUGAGUUUUCUAACAUUGUCCACCAGCCGCUCCAGCCGUUGCCUGGCUACAACUUGACCGGGGAGACAGUGAGCCUCAGUUUCCGUACCGCCUCGGCCCCGGCCGUCCUCCUGUACAUCAGCACCUUUGUGAACGAUUACUUGGCCAUUUUGAUCCGGGAUGACGGCAUCCUGCAGCUGCGUUACCAACUGGGCACCCUCCCCUAUGUCCAUGCCUUAAGCACCCGCCCAGUAAAUGACGAGCAGCCGCACCGCAUCAACAUCACGCGUGUGAAUCGGACAUUAUACACCCAGCUGGAUUAUUUCCCUGUUACGGUGCAGCACUUCUCUGCAUUUGUGGACAGCAAACUAGACUCCCCCAAGGCGCUCUACCUGGGCCGUUUCAUGGAGACAGGAACGAUCGACUCUGAGAUCCAGAGGUACAACACGCCAGGUUUCAAAGGGUGCCUCUCCGGGGUAAAAUUCAACAGCCUCGUGCCUCUCAAGGCUAUCUUCCGAUUCGGCAACAGCCCUGUCAAGCCCUACAGCAUCAAGGGGAAGCUGGUGGAGUCCAACUGUGCUUCUCUGCCUUCUGUUUACACUGAAGUGCCCCCGGAGCUGGACCCCUGGUACAUCAACCCAGCGGACUUCCUGUACAUUCACGACGAUGGCUUGGUUGGAAUUAUCGUUGGAGUGGUCAUUUUCCUGCUGCUGCUCCUGGCAGCUGUCCUCCUCUUGAUGUACGUGCACCAUCACCGCUACAAGGGCUCUUACCAAACCAACGAGCCCAAGGCCAUCCAAGACUACAACAGUGGCGGCGGCGGCGGCGGCGGCAGCAGCAGCGAAGGGCCCCCCUCUGCCCCUGCUGCCAAACCAGGUGCCUCCCGGAAGGAGCAAAAUCUUCCACAGAUCCUAGAAGAGGCCAAGCCUGAGUAGCUGAGCGGAGCCCGCAGGAGGAGGGCUGCCACUGGCCCCACGGGCUUGGACUCCAGCUCCUCGGCACUGCCUGCCCUGAGCUGCCCAAGAGAACUGCUUGCUGCGAAGCCAACUCUUCUCUUCUCUCCUCUCCUCCCCUGCCACACACACUCACAACGGCUCAUCUGUUGCUCUGCCUUGCCUCACCUGCACACCCUGCGGAAGGUGGCCUCUUCUUCCAGUUUGACCCAGUCAGGAUCUGCUGGCAACUGGCAACUCCAAAAGCCCUCUGCUGCCUUUGUUGGAACGGCCAGGUUCCUGCCCGCAUCUCUUUCCUCGUGAGGGCAGAGGGGGAGAAUCAAGCGGUGCCGAAGCAGCUGCCAAAAACGUCGCCUGACUUUCACGCAGGUGUUGGUCCUCUACUCCUGUUCCCCUUGGGACAGUCUGAUGUCUUCCAUCAACCGAGGAAGAAUUCUGGUGCAUUGGGGCGGGGGGGGGGAGCAACAGGCCAUCUCAAGCAGCCCGACUUCCAGUGUAGGUUGGACUUCUUUGCAACCAAGCCUCCGAGCACCUUCCGGUUUGAAGAGAGACGUGACUGUCAAUAUUGCACUUUUUAUUUUUAAGGAACAAAGACAACGCAAAGCAAAAUCCAUACUGGCCUUUUCACGUGACUCUUAAAGCACAUAGUCUUCCGCUUAAUUGCUUAGCGCCAAAAAAAUAAGCCAUUAGUAAGCCAUGCAAUAUAGAGUAUUUAGAGUCUGACACAUUAUAUUGUGCCCGGAGAGAGAUUAAUGUGCAAUAUAGUUUCUGCCUGCCAGUAGCUAUGUACAGCUGCAGCGCAUGAAAUGACCGCUUGCACUUUGCUGCCACUUGCUGCUUCCGUAAAUCAGGGUGUUCAGAAUCUGAUGUUAUUUUUACCUGGUUCCCUCCCUCUUUUUUUUUUCUUGUGGGUUAUUGCGUUAGACCAAGCAGGGUUUUUUAAUUCUGUCACUUUGUAUAAAAAAAACACAAAAGCAUAAGAAAUGCUGAAUGUUCCGUGUCGUUUUAGAGUGAGGUGUUGUCUGUAGCCAUGUUGUACGAGGAGAAAGUUUGCUCUUUUUUCCCUCUUCCCCUUUGGAAAGUUCAUGGCAGACACCAGGGCAGAGGCGAAAUGUAUUUGUUUUAUCCGAAAAGCUAUUCUGAGGCAUCUGACUUCUGAAGAAAGAUCUGUCUGGCUGAACGAAAUGUGAAGGUUACCCAAAUUAAAACAAACAAACCAA
Molecule: messenger RNA, 5252 nt
Organism: Sphaerodactylus townsendi
Lineage: Eukaryota; Metazoa; Chordata; Lepidosauria; Squamata; Sphaerodactylidae
Gene: CNTNAP1
Product: contactin associated protein 1
Exons: 24
Coding region: 1-4014 (1337 amino acids)
Source: RefSeq, a predicted model, not a curated record